AUGAAGGGUGGCACGGCGCGGGGUUGGAUCAACUUGGAUGUGACGGAGCAAUCCAAUCAUGCCCCCGGCAGCCAUCCUCGGCGCUUACGCCCCCUGCCAUCACGUCGAUCCGUCCAACCACAUCUCGGGAAGCCCUUGAUGCUCCCGCCUCCUCUGCAGACGACAUUAAUAGCCACGAGCCAUUUUGGGCGCUAUUUUAUCGUCGCCAUCAUGCGAGUGCGACCGCUUCGCAGGCGUCGUGCCUGGGUGUUCAGCAAGUCAGAGUCCAGAGCACACGGUCAGCGCCAAUCUCGACGCACUGCCGAACUUCACCAGCCGCUAUAUACCCUUUGUACGCCGCAUAUCCGUGCCUUUCCAUGUAACUUCUCCAUCACAAUGUGUUUCGGACCCUCCUCCAGGAGGUAA
Colletotrichum lupini is the source of this 405-nucleotide messenger RNA. RefSeq lists its product as uncharacterized. The transcript has a single exon. The record is from RefSeq and is a predicted model, not a curated record. The coding region runs from base 1 to 405 and encodes 134 amino acids. Lineage: Eukaryota; Fungi; Ascomycota; Sordariomycetes; Glomerellales; Glomerellaceae.